Molecule: messenger RNA, 1336 nt
Organism: Drosophila nasuta
Lineage: Eukaryota; Metazoa; Arthropoda; Insecta; Diptera; Drosophilidae
Gene: TTLL3A
Product: Tubulin tyrosine ligase-like 3A
Exons: 5
Coding region: 1-1242 (413 amino acids)
Biological process (GO): protein polyglycylation; cilium movement; cilium assembly
Cellular component (GO): microtubule cytoskeleton; axoneme
Molecular function (GO): ATP binding; protein-glycine ligase activity, initiating
Source: RefSeq, a predicted model, not a curated record
AUGCACGAGGUGUCCCAGAAAACCUCGCGACCCAGUAGUGAACCACAUGAUAUUAAGGAACAAUUGGAGGACAGUGUCAAGAGCCAUGUGGCCAAGUGUGCCAGCGCUUCGUUAAGCAAUAAAAGUGGAAGCGAUGCAGUUUUCUCGCCCAGUGGCAAGAUACCCUACUCUUCAAUAGAUUUCGCGUACAAGCGCCUAGUCGACUUUAUUGAUAGUUGUCAACACAAUGACAUCGAUAACGAAGACCCACCAAAGAUUUGGGAGCAUGACUGGGAUGCAUUUCUUUGUCAGCAUCACCAACUGGUCAAUGAGGAUGGCCGUAUUCAACACGAUGGCCAACGAACACUCGAUCACAUGAUAAAAUGCUGCAUAUCACUGGUGGAGAAAAUGAAGACACAUUGGCCCCAAUACAGCCUAGAUGGUUAUCAGAAUUUAUGGAUCGUGAAACCAGCCAAUAAAUGCCGUGGUCGUGACUGCAGCGUUUUUUGCCGCAGCUGCGACGCGACACUCCUCGUCAUACCAUUGGUUCCGUGUGGGUGGGCGCUUGAACCCAAUGGCUGUUUCAGCGGCAGCUCGCAUGGAGUGGGAUAUGUGCGCCCAGAGUCCGCCGGCGUCAACAGGGAGAAGGAACGCCCUCUUAUAGUCUUUCAAACUAAAUUUGACAUACGCCAAUGGUUUCUUAUAACAAACACGCAGCCGCUAGUUGUGUGGUUCUAUAGGGAAAGCUACUUGCGAUUUAGUUCACAGGAAUACAGCCUAAGCAAUCAUCAUGAGUCGGUGCACCUAACUAACCACGCGAUUCAAAAGAAGUAUCCAAAUGGUAAAAGGGAUAAGAGACUGCCCAGUGAGAACAUGUGGGAUUGCUACUCGUUUCAGGCGUAUUUGCGUCAGAUUGGGAAAUACAAUAUGUGGUUGGAACGGAUUUAUCCAGGAAUGCGAAAAGCAAUAGUGGGUACCAUGUUGGCAUCUCAAGAAAAUAUGGAUAGACGGCUAAAUACGUUUGAGCUGUUUGGCGCAGAUUUUAUGAUAUGCGAGAACUUUUAUCCUUGGCUUAUCGAGAUUAACUCAAGUCCUGAUCUGGGUGCAACAACUAGCGUGACAGCACGUAUGUGCCCCAAGUGCCUUGAGGAUGUAGUUAAAGUGGUCGUGGACAGACGUUUGGAUCCUAAGUCUGAUUUGGGGAAUUUCGAAUUGGUCUAUCGGCAGGUGGUGCCCCCCGACACCCGCCUACAUGGGCCUUAAUCUAUUUGUCAAGGGCAAACAGUUACUGCACAAGGUGAAUCACGGGCAUAGUCAUUCUACCAGCUUAUACCAGCAACAGCGAAAGGAGCGUAGC